CACUAGUGAAGUUGCACGCCUCGCUCAGGGCUGUCUAGUCUUUGCUUUUUAUACAGAGCCAGGAUCUGUCCGGAACUGCCAAAAAAGGUUGCUUGACUUCUACAGCUAUGAAGAUGCGGAAUACGAGGAAAGCGUAGAAGCUAGUCCGAGGAGUAGAUUGGAGAACAACGAC
Molecule: messenger RNA, 172 nt
Organism: Amoebophrya sp. A25
Lineage: Eukaryota; Dinophyceae; Syndiniales; Amoebophryaceae
Source: the annotation of a GenBank genome assembly